AUGAUAAAUAGACAUUAUUUUAUUUGGUAUAUUUUUAUUUUUAAUAUAAUAAACAAAAUAUAUUUUGAAAAUAUAAAAUAUAUAAACUAUGAGGUAGUGGUAAGGAAGAAAAAAUAUAUAGAAAGGGGUAUAGGAAGUAAUUUUAUAUUUACAAGAAGAUAUUAUAAGAACCGACUUUUGAAUGAUGUAUCUUAUAUAAAUAGUAAUAAAAGAAAAGAUGGAGAGGAUAAAAAAAAAGGAAAUAUAAAAAAAUAUAUAAAUAAUAAAAAAAAAAAAAUUGAUAAUUCUUAUAAUUAUAAAAAUAAAAAUAUUAAGAAAAAUAAAACAAAAAUAAGAAAGGAGCAAAGUUCUUAUUUAGAUAAAAGGUCUAAUAUAAAUAUAAAUGAAAAAGAAGAAAUAAAAAAAAAAAUAAAAGAUAUACAAAGAAAAAGAUUAAUUAUACAUUUUAAACAAGAUAAUAAUAUAUUAAGUUCAAGAAAUUAUAAACAUAUUUUUAUGAAGAUCCUUUCGAAUUGUGGUCAUAUUGAAAAAUUAAUUUUUAUAAAUUUUUAUUUAUAUGAAUUUCCUAAAUAUAUAAACAAUGAAGAAAUGAUUUUAAAUAUUUGUCUUCGCCUAUUAGAAAGUCGAAGAAUUAACGUUGAGAAGGACACUCAAAUAAAUCAUGGUCUACAAAUGAAGAGUGAUAAUAAAAUGGGAGAUAAUAUAAAGAGUGAUAAUAAAAGGGGAGAUAAUAAAUAUGACAAUAAUAUAUAUGACAAUAAUAAUAGUAAGAAUAGUAAGAUUAAUGUUGCAUGUCCAAUCAAAGACAAGACGAAGGAGCUACCACAUGGAUCUGCUUCUACAUCUACAUUUACAUCUAUAUCCACAUCUCCAUAUAUAUUGUCACUGAAAGAUAAAAGAAAAUAUGAGAAUAAUAAAAAUCAUAUAUUUAAAAUUAAUCAUAGUAAUAAAAAUAAAGAUAAUAAUAAUAAUUAUCAUAUUAAUAGUAAUAAUAAUAAUAGUAAUUCUAAUCACAGUUCGGCCAAAUAUCAAAGCGAAAGAUUAAAUAAAAAAAUGAUUGGAACGAAUAUUUUAGAUGGUUAUGAUAUAAUACAGAUCGAAGAGGGCAUGAAUUUAUCAUAUAAUUAUGAAGUUAAUGAUGUUAAUGUUUGUAUUAUUGAUACAGGAAUAGAUGAUGAGCAUGUAGAUUUAAAAGAUAAUAUUAUAGAAAAGAAAGAAUAUAUGAAAAAAAGCGACAAAAAUUAUAAUAGAAAUGAUAAUAAUAAUAAUAAUAAUAUAUAUAAUAUUGAUAAUAUGUUACGUAAAAGAUUAUUUUUAAAAGAAAAAGAAGAAUGUUGUAAUAAUAAUAAUUCUAAUGACGGACAUGGGCAUGGAACAUUUAUUGCUGGUAUUAUUGCAGGCAACUCUCCUAAACAAAAAAGAGGAAUUAAAGGUAUUAGUAAGAAAGCAAAAUUAAUUAUAUGUAAAGCUUUAAAUAAUAAUAAUGCUGGUUAUAUUAGUGAUAUAUUAGAAUGUUUUAAUUUCUGUGCUAAGAAAAAAUCAAAAAUAAUAAAUGCUAGUUUUGCUAGUACUACACAUUAUCCAUCUUUAUUUCAAGCUUUAAAAGAAUUACAAAAUAAAGAUAUUCUUGUUAUUUCCUCAUCUGGAAAUUGUUCAUCCAAUUCAAAAUGUAAACAAGCAUUUCAAGAAUGUAAUUUAAAUAUACAAAAAUUAUAUCCAGCUGCUUAUUCAGCAGAUCUAAAUAAUAUUAUCUCUGUAUCUAAUAUGACACAACAAUCAAAUGGAAAUAUUGAAUUAUCAUCAGAUUCUUGUUAUAGCCCAAAUUAUGUACACCUUGCUGCACCUGGAGGUAAUAUUAUUUCUACUUUUCCUCAUAAUAAAUAUGCUAUAAGUAGUGGUACCUCUUUCUCAGCAGCUGUUAUAACAGGUCUCGCUUCCUUAGUCUUAUCAAUAAAUUCUCAUUUAAAUAGUCAACAAGUUAUAGAAAUAUUUAAAAAUUCUAUAGUACAUACAAAAUCGCUAGAAAGCAAGGUGAAAUGGGGCGGGUUCAUAAAUGUCUACGAUCUGGUCAAAUUGACAAUUGAUAGUUUGCCAAAGCACAACCAAGCAUAA
This is a messenger RNA of Plasmodium gaboni, 2112 nucleotides long. RefSeq names its product subtilisin-like protease 3. The transcript has a single exon. Bases 1 to 2112 code for a protein of 703 amino acids. The record is from RefSeq and is a predicted model, not a curated record. Gene Ontology annotation, biological process: proteolysis. Gene Ontology annotation, molecular function: serine-type endopeptidase activity. NCBI's taxonomy places the organism in Eukaryota, Apicomplexa, Aconoidasida, Haemosporida, Plasmodiidae.